UGACCAAAAUUUAACAGUUCCUUACACUCUGCCUUGAAAUUGUCAUUCGUAAAAUAUCUGCAGCAUCCUAAAAAAAAUGACAAGGUGGUUGUUUAUGGUGGCAUGCCUUGGCAUAGCUUGUCAAGGGGCUACUGUUCGAGAAAAUUCUGCAAAAAACUUGGAAAAUUCGUUGAACGUAAUUCACGAAUGGAAAUAUAUUGAUUAUGAUUUCGGUAGCGACGAAAGAAGGCAAGCUGCGAUUCAAUCUGGCGAAUAUGACCAUAGAAGAAAUUAUCCCUUCGACGUCGAUCAAUGGCGUGAUAAGACUUUUGUCACCGUAUUAAGAUACGAUGGUGUGCCUUCUUCUUUGAACGUGAUAUCUGAGAAAAAUGGCAACGGUGGACGACUUCUACAACCGUAUCCUGAUUGGUCAUUUACAAAGUAUAAAGAUUGCUCUGGAAUCGUGAGCGCUUACAAUAUUGCGAUCGACAAAUUCGACAGAUUAUGGGUUUUGGACUCAGGUCUUAUCAAUAAUACUCAACCCAUGUGUUCACCAAAAUUGCUUGUCUUUGAUCUGAAUGCCUCAAAAUUGCUUAAGCAAGUCCACAUACCGCACGAUGUUGCCGUAAAUAGUACCACAGGAAAGGGUGGAUUAGUAUCUUUAGUUGUUCAAGCUGAGAGUUCUAUGAAUACUUUGGUAUACAUAGCAGAUCACAGUGGUGAUGGCUUAAUCGUCUAUCAAAAUUCUGACGAUUCCUUCCAUCGAUUGGCUUCCAACACUUUCGAUUACGAUCCCAGGUAUACCAAAAUGACGAUCGAAGGAGAAAGUUUCACUAUGCAAGAUGGAAUUUAUGGAAUGGCACUUAGUCCCGUGACGAACAAUCUUUAUUACAGUCCUCUCUCUUCUCGCAGUUUGUACUAUGUUAACACAAAACCAUUCCUGAAAUCACAAUAUGGUGGAAAUAACGUCCAAUAUAAAGGAGUCCAAGAUAUUUUCAACACUCAAUCAACCGCUAAAGCAGUAUCGAAAAAUGGCAUUCUUUUCUUCGGUCUCGUGAAUAAUACAGCUGUUGGCUGUUUGAACGAGCAUCAACCAAUUCAGAAAGAAAAUACUGAUAUGGUCGCUCAGAAUGAAGAGACACUUCAAAUGAUCGUUGGUAUGAAAAUUAAGGAAUUGUUACCACAUAUCGCCAUUAUUAAUAUAAAUAAUGUAAUAAACAACGAAUAUAUGUUGGUAUUAAGUAACAGAAUGCAGAAAAUAUUGAACAACGAUCUUAAUAUCAACGAUAUUAACUUCCGAAUUUUGAUUGGAGGUGUUUCCGACUUGUUAGAAAAUACUCGUUGCGCAAAUUCUAAUAUUCAGAAUGGCAACAGUCAGAAUAACAAUUUAAGAAUCACAAAACUCAUUAAUUAAUUAGCCAUUUCUCGAUAUAUAAACCGAAUAUUCUUCAAAAUUUCUUUAUAUUAUAAAUGAAUAUUUAGAAUAAAUAUUUUCAUAUAAUA
Molecule: messenger RNA, 1482 nt
Organism: Apis florea (little honeybee)
Lineage: Eukaryota; Metazoa; Arthropoda; Insecta; Hymenoptera; Apidae
Gene: Mrjp7
Product: major royal jelly protein 7
Cellular component (GO): extracellular region
Source: RefSeq, a predicted model, not a curated record